Thlaspi arvense is the source of this 945-nucleotide messenger RNA. NCBI's taxonomy places the organism in Eukaryota, Viridiplantae, Streptophyta, Magnoliopsida, Brassicales, Brassicaceae. The record is from the annotation of a GenBank genome assembly.
AUGCGUUGUAGCAAAAAGAAGAAGAUGAGUUGUGAAAUGGUGUCGUUGAAGAAGAAGAAGAAGAAGAACAAGGAUGGUUUAGGGUGGAUAGUGUGGUUAAGAGGAUGUGCCAAUGUUUUGCAAGAGGUUUUCUUGCAGAGAAGAAUGGCUUCUCACUUACACAAUCCAUUUCCUCUUCCUCCUCUGAACCACUUAACAUGCAUUGUCACUGGCUCCACUAGUGGCAUUGGCUCAGAGACAGCUAGGCAGCUUGCGGAGGCUGGUGCUCAUGUUGUUAUGGCUGUAAGGAACACAAAAGCGGCUCAUGAGCUGAUUCUUCAAUGGCAGACCAAGUGGUCUGCUAGUGGUAAAGCACGACUCCCACUUAAUAUUCAGGUGAUGGAACUUGAUCUUCUCUCUUUAGAUUCCGUCGUAAGGUUUGGCAAUGCGUGGAACGCACGGUUAGCCCCUUUGCAUGUUCUGAUUAACAACGCCGGCAUGUUUUCUAUGGGAGGGGCACAAAAAUUCUCAAAAGAUGGAUAUGAAGAGCAUUUGCAAGUGAACCAUUUAGCUCCAGCUCUGCUUUCACUGCUCCUUUUGCCUUCGCUUAUCCGAGCUUCUCGAAGUCGAAUCAUUAAUGUCAAUUCUGUUAUUCAUUAUGUUGGUUUCGUCGAUCCGAGUGAUCUUAAUAUUGUUUCUGGUAAACGAAAGUUCUCAAGCUUGAUUGGAUAUUCUAGCAGCAAACUCGCUCAGGUUAUGUUUAACAAUGUUCUUUCAAAAAGACUGCCUUUGGAAACUGGCAUUAGCGUCGUUUGUUUAUCCCCUGGCGUUGUCCAAACAAACGUUAACGUAGAAACAUCGAACAAAGUUUGGGAAAAGACGAUAGAGCUUAUUGGUCUUCCUCUUGAUGCAUUGCAAAAGAUUAUACAAGGAGAAGAGGUCCAAUGUCAUUAUGGGUUUCAUUAA